Molecule: messenger RNA, 2708 nt
Organism: Oryzias latipes (Japanese medaka)
Lineage: Eukaryota; Metazoa; Chordata; Actinopteri; Beloniformes; Adrianichthyidae
Gene: bpnt2
Product: 3'(2'), 5'-bisphosphate nucleotidase 2
Biological process (GO): phosphatidylinositol phosphate biosynthetic process
Cellular component (GO): endomembrane system
Molecular function (GO): 3'-nucleotidase activity
Source: RefSeq, a predicted model, not a curated record
CAUUGGUAACCCGGAAGAGAAAGAGCCAGUCGUGACAUCUACACGAAGAGAGUAAUAAUGUCGGAACAGAGCUGUGAUUGUUCCGUUUGUUCUUCGACACCGCUGAAUUUAUUGCUUGUUUUAACAAGUGAAUGUCGAGAUUAAGUUUCUGUUGAGCUGUUGGAGAAGCGGAAUGUCCUUUCAAAUAGAAACGACAUUUAGUAAUUGUCUCAUUGUUUGUAGACAGUUGUCGGGUGCUAACAGCUAGCUAACUGUUUAACCCUGUAAGUUUGAUUUGUCAGCUGCAGAGAGAAGCUCGUUUCGUCGGUUUCUGAGUCAGUAUCUUCGAGGGAACAGCACCACAGGGUUCACAAAGGAUUUCAGAGAGUUUUUGCUUAUGAUAUGAGAGCCACGUCAGCUUUCUGGCCUGAGAAGUAGUUGUUUGCUUUUUUUAUUUCAUUUUUUUAGCUGAAUAUUUCCUGCUGUUAUGGCACCUAUGGGGAUUCGGCUCUCUCCACUUGGUGUGGCGGUGUUUUGCCUGCUGGGACUCGGUAUCAUCUACCAUUUGUAUGCCGGAGUGAUUUCCAACCGUCUUUCUGCCUUCAGACAGGUUAAAAAAGUGGAUUUGAGAGAACUUCUAGCUGUCUCGGUGGAGGCUGCAGUGCUCGGUGGUAAAGAGGUAAAAAGAGUGCGUAAUGAGAACAGCCUGAACGAGAAAUCAAAGGGAGAGACGAGGGAGGGGGCCAAAGAGCUCCUGACAACGGGUGACUUGCAAUCUCACAGAAAGAUGUUCAACCUUUUAAGCAACACUUUUCCAGACGUCAAAGUUCACAGUGAAGAACGUGACAACGCUUUGGAUUCGGUAACCUGGGACAAAAAAAUACCAGCUGAAAUAUUAGAAAAAGUCAAGGAAAGUACAGAGGUUCCAGCUGACAGCAUCACUGUGUGGAUCGAUCCUCUAGAUGCAACUCAAGAGUACACAGAAAGCCUUGUGAAGUAUGUGACCACCAUGGUGUGUGUAGCUGUGGAAGGUCGUCCAGUGAUUGGAGUCAUCCACCUGCCCUUCACAGGGCUCACAGCCUGGGGGUUUGUAGGCCAAGGAUCAAACGUGCAGGCCCGCUCCUCCUAUAGUUACAACCCCCCAAAGGUGAUUGUGUCGCGUUCCCACUCAGGAGAAGUGAAGAAGUUUAUUCAGGAUGCUUUUGGAAAUAGCACAACAAUAAUAACGGCAGGUGGAGCAGGAUACAAGGUCCUGUCACUGUUGGACAUCGCUGCAAGCGACUCUGACCCCAUGGACCAAGCAGAUGUCUAUGUCCACAUUACCUUUAUUAAGAAAUGGGAUAUCUGCGCAGGUGCUGCGCUGCUUAAAGCACUAGGAGGACACAUGACUACUCUGAAGGGUGAGGACAUUGACUAUAGUGGAACUCCUCUCAACAAGGGAGGGCUGGUUGCAACCAUUGGUGAGAACCAUAAGUUUAUAAUAGAAAAACUACCAAACUGGGACCCUGAGAAGCACUGAAGGACAUAAGCCGUUGAAAGCUAGCUUUAUUCAAAAAACGAGUUCACUAAACACAGUGGGCCUGCAACGUUUUCUUUCUUCAUGGAACACUGAACUUUGGAUCGGACCGAAAGGAUUUGGACAGAAAUUGGACUAUGGAACCAACCCGCUUCUACAUUCAACUUUCAUCACUUUAAAAGAGCCUGACAUUGUUUUCCUCAUCUUCUCGUACAGUGAAACAAUCGGCUUUCACUUUUUAACACUGGGCAGAACACAUUUAAAAACACUGUGAAACUGGUUUGUCAGCCUUGUUAAAAGGUCAGGAUGUUUUAAACUGAAAACACAAAAGUGUAACCCUUUUUUUUCCUCACUGUUCAAAUGUUCUAAGCUAAAAAAACUGCUUAUUUUUUAACAAUUAUAAGUAGGGAUGAGAGAUCUGAUGGAAAUACUUUUUGCUAAAGAAAAUUAUAAAAAAAAUGAUACAGAUGAUUAAAGAACAGAUUAUAAGCGACAAUUAUUAAUGAAAUCAUGACUUACUGUUACAAAUGGAUGUAAAAUGAUCAAAUUCAUUUCUAAAAUUGCUCAUGGUGGACAAGCUGUCCGUCUUUCUUGUCCCAACAUUUUGACAAUAAAACAAAGCACAAUAUAUUAAGAGAAUUCAUCUUCAUAUGUUGAAAACUUCAAAUGUUUUCAAAGCUAUGAAGAAAAAAAUCCUGAAUGUUUUUUGGUUAUUACUUUUUUUAAAUUCUUCAGUUUCAUAAGAUUCUGUAAAGACACAUGUUGGUUCUUUUCAAAAGACUUUCUUUGACAUCUUCAGUCUCUGCAUGUUUGCUGGAUAGUCAUUCAUUUGUUCAUUUGUGAUUUAAAGGGUGCUGGAGAAUGGGGGGAAAAACACACAAACAUACACACAAACACACACACACUGGGUAAGGGAUGUCUUAACAAUAAGUGCCAAUAAAUCUGUUCAAUCUUUUUCCACCUGGAAACUUUGUUUCAGCCUUCUACUAAUAUUUUUUUUAUGCUUUUAUUUAAUGGGAAAUGCCCUCAAGUCUGGAGAAAAACAGAUAGGUACAUCUUUUUGUUUACCUUAUUUAUGCCAUAAACAUUUUAUUUUUUAACAACUACUGCUUCAGUGCAUCUGAAUUUAUCUAGGAGCUGUACAAUUGGACUUUCUAAAUUUAAACUGGAUAUGUCAUGUGAAUAAAUUGAUAUAAGACGUAUUUGUGAAAAA